UAAAGUAUCCAUCUUUCAAUUUCAAUGCAUUUUUUCUGUUUUACGAUUGAAUUUCGGUAUAAAUAUUCGUAAUUCAUUAAAGAAAAGAGAUAUUAAAUUAGAGAUUAUAUAUCAAGUGUUUAUCAACAUCACAAGUUAUCAGAUAGGAAGAUGUCGUCAGGAAGGCCGAUUAAAUGUGUAGUGGUGGGCGAUGGGACUGUCGGAAAAACGUGCAUGUUAAUAUCGUAUACCACGGACAGUUUCCCAGGAGAAUAUGUACCAACAGUAUUUGACAAUUAUUCAGCACCAAUGGUUGUGGAUGGAGUAGCCGUAUCCUUAGGACUAUGGGAUACAGCUGGACAAGAGGAUUAUGAUAGAUUGAGACCCUUAAGUUACCCACAAACAGAUGUCUUCCUUAUAUGCUUUAGUGUAACAAGUCCAUCAUCAUAUGAGAAUGUGACUUCAAAAUGGUACCCUGAAAUAAAACAUCACUGCCCUGAUGCACCUAUUAUUCUUGUUGGCACAAAAAUUGAUUUAAGGGAUGAUCGUGAAACACUAAGUCUCCUCUCUGAACAAGGUAUGUCCCCUUUGAAGAGGGAACAAGGACAGAAACUGGCUAAUAAAAUAAGAGCUGUCAAGUAUAUGGAGUGCUCAGCUUUGACACAACGUGGUCUUAAGCAAGUGUUUGAUGAAGCUGUUCGUGCUGUGUUGAGACCAGAACCACAGAAGAGACACCAGAGGAAGUGUUUAAUUAUGUAAAUAUGGCAAAUGUUGACACCAAUAUGUCACACAAGCAGGAAUCUCAAAGCAACAGUAAUAAUAUGUUUCUAAUCCAGUAUUAGAACACUUCAAUUCUAUUACAAAUUCUCAUUAUUAGCAAUUGCCUUAUACAUUUAAUGUGCCAUAAUAUAACUAAAUGGUGAUAUUUCUUCUAUGUGAGACAAAAUUGAUAUUAGCAUCACAACGUAAAUAGUUUUUAAUUUAUGUUCUCUGCUUAUCAAAGCAAAUGAAAAUGCCAAAGAUUUUAGAAUAGAUAUGUAAGUUUCAGUUAUUUUAGUUGCAUUUUAGGAGCUGAGGUUGGAAACAAAUUGUUACUGUUUAUAAAUAUUUGAGAAAUAAUAAUAUUAUUAUUUUUAUAAUAUUAUGGAAUUAUGACCUCAAAAAUUUUGACGUUUCGAAUUAUUCUUAUGCAACUUGUGAAUAAGGACUGACAAUUAGUAAUGAAGCUAGUUAUGUGAAAUGCAUACUCAAAUAAUAAUAAUUUCUUAGUUGCAACCUGCAAGGAUGAAUAUUUUGUAUUGACAGGCAUUUAUAUGAUAACCAUCUGAAUUUUAUAAUAGUUUUCUUCUAUACAUAAAAUACAACUUAGAAAUAAUAACUAGGCACAUAAUAAAAUUAGUAUAACUUAGCUAGAAAUAGCUAAAGAUGGAUAAUUGAAUGCUAUAAAAGUGUAUUUGCCUUAAGAAUGGAUGAAUGUUCUCAGGGUAAGCUACAUCACAAAAAUAAUUAUUUAUUUAAGCUUAAACAGUUGCUUAUUGUUGUUCAAGAAACUUGCAUACAUUUUUGUAACCUACACUGAAGGUACAAGUAUUUUUAUUGCAUAAUUUAUAGCAUUGAAUAUAGAUAACCGGUUUCAAUAAUUUGAUGCAAUGCAUGGCAUAUCAGAUGUAAAGAAAUAAAUAGGUACUUAGAUUGAUAUUUUUUUUGGGGUUUGUUUUUGUAUUUGUAAGUACUUAUAGAUUAACAUUUUUACAAUCAUUUGAAAUUCAUUUAUGUAACUAAUAGUAUUUUUUUGCCAAUAGAUGGAAAUGUGAUGUAAUCAAGUGUUUUAUAGUCUUCUUUUUAGGUCAAAUAUUUUUGUAUGUGAAAAUCAUAGCUUAAGAUGACGACGGCAUUUUAGUGUGAUUAUACCGCAUCGAUAUUACUCAUGAAUACUUUAUAGACUGCUUUGAGUUACAGAAGACGCUUUGAAAUUAAUGUGUAUAUAAACUUUAAUUAUUUAUGUAAUAAGAACAAAUGCGCAAUUUACAAAUAAAUC
Pararge aegeria (speckled wood butterfly) is the source of this 2017-nucleotide messenger RNA. RefSeq names its product ras-related C3 botulinum toxin substrate 1 (gene Mtl). Gene Ontology annotation, biological process: small GTPase-mediated signal transduction. The record is from RefSeq and is a predicted model, not a curated record. NCBI's taxonomy places the organism in Eukaryota, Metazoa, Arthropoda, Insecta, Lepidoptera, Nymphalidae. Bases 151 to 738 code for a protein of 195 amino acids. Gene Ontology annotation, molecular function: GTPase activity; GTP binding. The transcript has 6 exons.